Messenger RNA from Hypoxylon trugodes, 1345 nucleotides. RefSeq names its product HPP family-domain-containing protein. Lineage: Eukaryota; Fungi; Ascomycota; Sordariomycetes; Xylariales; Hypoxylaceae. The transcript is spliced from 2 exons. The record is from RefSeq and is a predicted model, not a curated record. The coding region runs from base 1 to 885 and encodes 294 amino acids.
AUGCCCUUCCAUCCAUCAAAAUGGCACUUCGAGAUCGACGACUAUCUUAACCCCUGGCUCCCCGCAGCGCCAUGGAAGCACAUACCGUACCCCGUCGCGCGCUUCUUAGGCCAUAGGCCGGAGCACCAGCGUCCGCUGGGUAAUAUAGCCAUGAUCUUUUGGGCCUUCAUUGGGGUGUUCUGUUCGAUAACUAUCAUCGAAGCGGUGGGCCGCGCCGUCCCUUCGUUCCGCGAACACGGUGCUCCUAUCAUCAUCGGCAGUUUUGGCGCCGCUGCUGUCCUCGAGUUCUAUGCUAUCGAGUCGCCCCUCGCGCAACCGCGCAACGCUGUCCUCGGCCAAGUGUUCUCGUCCUUCGUCGGCGUCGCGAUUAGCAAGUUAUUUGCCUUGGGCCCGGUGUCGAGGGAGUUAACAUGGCUGGGUGGCUCGCUGAGUUGUGCGUGUGCAGUUGCUGUCAUGGCUUUGACAGGUACUGUGCAUCCGCCCGCUGGUGCUACCGCACUCCUCGCCGUGGUCGAUGAGGGUGUGGCGCAUCUGGGUUGGUUCUUACUACCGAUUGUCCUUCUCGGAUGCGUCUUGAUGCAGUGUGUCGCCCUACUGUUAAAUAACAUCCAACGACGGUUCCCGGUCUACUGGUGGACCCCCGCGGAAGUGGGUCGGCGGAAACAGUCACCACAGCACCGCGACGAUGUACAGAGUAAUAGCGAUAGCGGAAGCGAAAUCGGAGCUAAGCUUGAGAUUACCAGAACACGUCACAUGGAAGAAGGGAAAGCCGUAGUGGAGCAGGCGAAGGUAAUCAUAACAAGAGGGCACGUCAACGUCCCUGAUGAUAUGUAUCUCUCGCCCGAAGAGAAAAUUUUUCUAGAAGAGUUAAGUGAAAGAUUAUGAUAAUUGACCUACUACUUUUGCAGUCUUCAUUCCCACUAGUGUCGACUUCGACUCAUAAUGGCCUCAGAGGUAUGACUUAUUAGCAUAUAACCCUAGCAGUAAUCUGAAGUUAUAGUGAUGAAGCUAGAUAGGAAGGAAAGUUGUACUUGCCUGUGUUAGAGACCCUUAUCGUGGCAAGGGACCGCUAUCGCCACAGAGGAGGGCCCUGGCUUAAGACAUGAAGACAAAGGGGCUGUUCGUGUAACUUGUGCUCUCCUUGAAUAGCAACGGAUUUACAGCCCCCCUUCAUGGUUGGUCUUGUGGGAGCCUGCCGGCUGUGGUUACUAUACCUUAGAAGGACUUCUCUAUGUCAUACAGCGAAUAGUAUGCACUAUCAUUGAUUUAAUCGCCGCAUGAAUAUGCGAUGCGUAUUUUUUGCGUUACUCUUCCAUGGGCGGUUCGGUCACCCACGUUAACAGGU